CGUUUCUUGGUAUUCAUGAGCGUUUGAGUAUCCACGAGCAUUGGUGUUUGAUCGAACCACAUCUAUUCGUCAUUAGUUCUUCAAUCUUCAAUUGCGCUAUACGUGUUUUUACGAAGUCUUUGCUUUAUUUUGCGAACUCGAUUCAUUUUUUGGAAAUAAAUCAACUCAUUCAAUUACAAUAAAAUGGCUAAAGCUCCAGCUGUUGGUAUUGAUUUGGGUACCACGUACUCAUGCGUCGGUGUAUUCCAACACGGAAAGGUUGAAAUCAUCGCCAACGAUCAAGGUAACCGUACCACACCAUCGUACGUUGCCUUCACCGAUACCGAACGUCUCAUCGGUGAUGCUGCCAAAAACCAGGUCGCCAUGAACCCAAACAACACAGUUUUCGACGCCAAGCGUUUGAUUGGCCGUAAAUUCGACGAUCCAGUCAUCCAAGCCGAUAUGAAACAUUGGCCAUUCGAAGUUAAGAAUGUUGACACCAAACCAAAAAUUGAAGUCCAAUACAAGGGCGAAAAAAAACAAUUUUUCCCAGAAGAAAUCUCAUCCAUGGUUUUGACCAAGAUGAAGGAAACCGCCGAAGCUUACUUGGGCAAAACUGUCACUGACGCCGUCGUCACAGUGCCAGCUUACUUCAACGAUUCGCAACGUCAAGCAACCAAAGAUGCCGGAACCAUUUCUGGUUUGAAUGUGCUCCGUAUCAUCAACGAGCCAACUGCCGCCGCCAUUGCCUACGGGUUGGACAAGAAGGCCGUCGGAGAACGCAAUGUUUUGAUCUUCGAUUUGGGUGGUGGUACCUUCGAUGUCAGUAUUCUGUCGAUCGAUGAUGGUAUCUUUGAGGUGAAAUCAACUGCCGGUGACACUCACUUGGGAGGUGAAGAUUUCGAUAACCGUUUGGUCAACCACUUCGUGCAGGAGUUCAAGCGCAAGCACAAGAAGGAUUUGGAAUCCAACAAGCGUGCAUUGCGUCGUUUGCGUACCGCCUGCGAACGUGCAAAGAGAACUUUGUCAUCAUCGACUCAAGCCAGCAUUGAGAUCGAUUCAUUGUUCGAAGGUGUUGACUUCUACACAUCGAUCACUCGAGCUCGUUUCGAAGAAUUGAACGCCGACUUGUUCCGUGCCACAAUGGACCCAGUCGAGAAGGCUAUUCGUGAUGCCAAAUUGGACAAGAGCAGCAUUCACGACAUCGUCUUGGUCGGUGGAUCAACCCGUAUCCCAAAGGUUCAAAAGUUGUUGCAAGACUUCUUCAACGGCAAAGAACUCAACAAAUCAAUCAACCCCGAUGAAGCCGUUGCCUAUGGUGCUGCUGUCCAAGCCGCCAUCUUGCACGGUGACAAAUCGGAAGCCGUUCAAGACUUGCUCUUGUUGGACGUUACUCCAUUGUCGUUGGGUAUCGAAACCGCUGGUGGUGUGAUGAGCGUGUUGAUCAAACGUAACACAACCAUCCCAACCAAACAAACCCAAACAUUCACCACCUACUCGGACAACCAACCAGGAGUGUUGAUCCAAGUUUUCGAAGGUGAGCGGGCAAUGACCAAGGAUAACAACUUGUUGGGCAAAUUCGAAUUAUCCGGUAUCCCACCAGCACCACGUGGCGUUCCACAAAUCGAAGUCACCUUCGAUAUUGAUGCCAACGGUAUCUUGAACGUUACCGCUUUGGAAAAGUCGACCAACAAAGAAAACAAGAUCACCAUCACCAACGACAAGGGACGUUUGAGCAAAGAAGAUAUCGAACGCAUGGUUAACGAAGCCGAAAAGUACCGUACAGAAGAUGAGAAGCAAAAGGAAACCAUCGCUGCCAAGAACGGUUUGGAAUCAUACUGCUUCAACAUGAAAUCAACCAUGGAUGAAGAGAACAUCAAAUCGAAAAUUUCCGAAUCCGAUCGCAACACCAUCCUUGCAAAAUGCAACGAAACCAUCAAGUGGUUGGAUGCCAAUCAAUUGGGCGAAAAAGAAGAAUACGAACACCGUCAAAAGGAGCUUGAAGGAGUCUGCAAUCCAAUCAUCACCAAGUUGUAUGGUGCAGCCGGUGGUGCUCCAGGCGCUGGCGGUAUGCCAGGCGGUUUCCCGGGCGCUCCAGGUGGUGGCGGUGAAAACCCAGGUGCCGGAUCAGGCCCAACAAUUGAAGAAGUCGAUUAAAUUGGCUCGCUGACUUUCCUCUGCGGAUAAUCAAACAGCUUCACAUAACUCCAUUUUAGCUAAUGCUUGAUACUUAUCAUCAUUGACCAUUUUUGGCUAAGUUAAACGAUUAUAACUCUAUUACUCAUAUUAUUUUUUUUCGAUUCUCAAUUUCCUAUCAAGGCUAUCAAAUUUGAUAACGAAACACAUAGACUAUAACUAUGAUAUACUUUUAUUGUUAUGCAAUAUCUAAACAAAAAAAUAUAAACUGAAUGUUCUGUUCAACAAGAAACAGUUUUAAAACUAUUGGUGAUUUGCGGCGGAAUAAGCCCACAUAUAUAUGAAAAAAAUAAAACCAAAAUGUUAAUUUAACGUAGUUCAA
Molecule: messenger RNA, 2497 nt
Organism: Sitodiplosis mosellana (orange wheat blossom midge)
Lineage: Eukaryota; Metazoa; Arthropoda; Insecta; Diptera; Cecidomyiidae
Product: heat shock 70 kDa protein cognate 4-like
Exons: 4
Coding region: 184-2136 (650 amino acids)
Biological process (GO): protein refolding; cellular response to unfolded protein; vesicle-mediated transport
Cellular component (GO): cytoplasm; nucleus; cytosol
Molecular function (GO): heat shock protein binding; ATP hydrolysis activity; ATP binding
Source: RefSeq, a predicted model, not a curated record